Owenia fusiformis is the source of this 2068-nucleotide messenger RNA. The record is from the annotation of a GenBank genome assembly. NCBI's taxonomy places the organism in Eukaryota, Metazoa, Annelida, Polychaeta, Sabellida, Oweniidae.
UGCGAUGUGACGUAUUACACAACCAUCUUCAUCUUUUGUGAAUUUUUUAAAGGCUGUUUGUCACUAGUGGUUUAAUAAGAGUGGUAUGGUAGAUAUACAUGAUAUCCCUGACUCAUUUAAACCCAUGGUCAAAUGUGAGAAAAUCCCCAGCCUUGAAGUGUAUAGGCUUGAAACUAAAGACAAGAGAAUGGUGCGUCCCAUUAGGAGAAGAUGGUGCCAGCCACCCAUAGCUGAGAAAUUCUGGAAGGCAAUUAUUUAUAUACGACAACAGAAGCAGAUCCCUAACAAUGAAAGGAUCUGUCGUUAUAUGAUGCGGGAACAUGAGAUGACAAAGAGUGAAUGUGAAACGGAGCUUGAUUAUGCCGUAAAAGAUGGUCUUGUGAUGAACUAUAAAAUGAUUGGAUCUAAGGGUGUUAAGACAGGCAUAGAGCAGGAGGGAUAUAAACUACCAGAAUCAGAUUUUUCUGUGUCUGAGCUUGGAAGCCACGAUUGGUAUUGUUUUGAGUGCCAUGAUACAGGGGAGGUCCUCCAGUGCUCCGACUGCUGGAGAGUCUACCAUACCUCAUGUACAGGGGAGGAUUGGUCAGGAGUCACCUUCAAGUGCACCCUCUGCAAGGAAAUUGACGCCAGCAAAAGAAAAGGAAAAAUAUCCCGUAAAGAAAUAAACAAACUUUUGUACUAUGUGGUGAAAAGAUUAAAAGAAAAGACCAAGGAACUGCACAGAAUGGGUUCAGAGCUGGAGGACCAAAGAUUCCACAAGUUCCUCUUUAUGCUGAUGGAUCUGAACACAAUGGAGCAGAAGACAAAGGACAGAAUGUACAGGUACUUACCUGAGUUCCUGGGAGAUGCAAAGACUGUCCUACACAACACAAAGCUCAUCUAUGGAGCCAAACAUGAGUUGAGUAAACUAGCUGAUGCAGUCAUGGUGGAUUGUAGAUAUGAUCUGGCAGAGAUCCGUCAGUGCAAGGAUUGUUAUUACUUCAGUAAUGCUAAGCCAAAGAACUGGUUCGCUGAGCCAUGUUCACCACCACAUGAACUAGUAUGGGCCAAGCAGAAAGGCUUCAGUCACUGGCCUGCCAAAGUCAUGAAGAUAGAAGGCAAUAUGUAUGAUGUUAGAUUCUUUGGGGCUCUCCAUCAGAGAGCAAACCUUCCCAAGACUGCCAUCAAACCAAUCAGUUUGAGUGUAAGGGAGAUUGGCGCAAAACGCACGCAAGGAUUCAUCAAGUCUUGCGAGGAACUGCAACGUCAUCAGGCCCUCUGUGCCAGAGCUCUUCAACAACAGGAAGAUGGUGAAGAAGAUGAAGAAUCGGAUGAGGCCCCAGAUUUGACGUUUCAUGCGGCUGGAUCACCCCAACCUACUCCCGAUUCUCCACAACCUAAGCGUGAGAAGAACAGAGUUAACAGCAUGGAGAUAUCCAGCUCUGUUACGUCAAUUCCUGAGAAACCAGUCGCAACCCCUGAGUCAUCGCUAGUGACAUCUAGCGAGGAUAAAGUCUCUGCCUCUUACCCAGCUAAAAGGCUUCAUGUACAAACACAGACAUCUAAAAAACUUGCCCAUGGUAAGUCACGAUCGGCACAGACAGAACCAGUUGAUGACAGUGAGGCAACUCCAGCUGAGCCUGCAGGAUCAAUACCAGCUGGAAAAAAUUGUGAUUGCGAUAAAAAAUACAACAAGAUGUUAAAGGACCAGAGAGAAAAACAGCAAAGAAAACUUAAUGAUGAGAAAGAGAGGGGGCUCCAAGAGUUGUCUGAUAGAUUGAAGAAGGACUUUGAGCAGGACAAACAACAAGCCGUGUCACGUGCAGUCUCUAAAAACCAACGUGAGAUCGAAAUUGCCAAACGCCAGACUGAGGAGCGUUGUAAAAUAGAAUACAUGGAGGAGAUGAAGAAAUUGGCUCAGAAACAUAAAGAAGCCAUCUCAGCUACAAAGAAAAAACAAUGGUGUUACCUGUGUGAGUCUGAGGCCACCUACCACUGUUGUUGGAAUACAAGUUAUUGCUCCACCAAAUGCCAGCACGAUCAUUGGCAGAAGGAACAUAAGCGUGUCUGUAGAAGGAAGCGCUAAAUC